CAUUAGGACUUUGGGCUCAUUCCUGACGGCGUUCCCGCCCUGAACUGCACCGACGAUGGAGGCUGCUCUGUUUUAGGGUCAUUUGUGGGCUGCAGCAGCACCCGUUUUGAUAAAGCAUGUGUGAGCUGAACUGAAAGUGUUUUGGGGGACACAAGGAGUGAGCAGUGGAUGAGGAUGAGCGGAGUGAAAGUUCAGGACAGCAUCACGAUGGAACACCUGUCACAGAGCGAGGCUGACAGCGGCCCCAAAGACUUGAAUGUGGUGGCCAUGCUCCAUCAUUUCUGGGAGCAAAAGCAGAUGAGCCAGUUGAAUGGAUCGGCCAGCGAAUCCAAUGGGCCUGUGCGGGAUAAAGCCAGCCAAUCAGAGAGCUUGCUGCUGUAUGAGUCUUCCCCUUCCCCUGGUCCCCCGUAUGUCUGCUAUGUCACUUUACCUGGAGGAAGCUGCUUUGGAAACUAUAAGGUGUGUGAGACUCAGGCAGAGGCCCGAAGAGAUGCAGCUCGUGUGGCUCUGAUGAACUCGCUGGUGAAUGAGCUGCCAUCACGACGCAUCAGCCCUGAUUUUAUCACUCAGAGCCUGCAGCAGGCAGCUACAGACAGCGCUGUCUCAUUAGAGGAUGCAUGUGACACGAGCACCAGUAUAGGAACCUAUAGUCUGCUGCUCCACUCCUACCAAGGACACACCAUGCUGGAGUUCCAGGAGAUGAUGACAGUGUUCCAGUUGUUGCACUGGAACGGGACAUUGAAGGCUCUGAGGGAAAGGCAGUGCUCUCGACAGAGUGUGAUUGCCUAUUAUUCUCAGCGUGGGCUUGAUGAGUACAUGCGCAGCAGCAUGGCUCUGGACUGGCUGGGACGGGAACAGAGGUCACCGGGCCGAGUGGGCGAGGAGCUGCAGGUGGCUCAGAGGGAGCUGGUGUUGGCCCGGCGUCGAGGCACAGAGCUCCGCUUCUACAAGGAGAAAACAGAGAUCCUCAGCUUGGCACUGAGUCAAGUGUACAUACACCAAACACAUGAGCCCCUGUGCCAAACACCGAGUCACACAUACAAGCAGGAGCAGCAUCCUUUACAGGAAAUACACAGCCAGGAUACACUAGCCCAUAAAACCCCACCCUGCAGCCGGUCACCAACCCCCCAUAAAAACACUAAGCAAAGAGUCUGCCUAACCUCUGGCAAACAAAACCAACCGCCCUCCAAGAGUCUUACACCCAGCCCGCAGCAAACCCACGUGCCUUUGACCAGCCCUGAGUAA
Messenger RNA from Myripristis murdjan (pinecone soldierfish), 1245 nucleotides. Its product is annotated as protein limb expression 1 homolog. The transcript has 6 exons. The coding region runs from base 169 to 1245 and encodes 358 amino acids. NCBI's taxonomy places the organism in Eukaryota, Metazoa, Chordata, Actinopteri, Holocentriformes, Holocentridae. Gene Ontology annotation, biological process: autophagosome maturation. Gene Ontology annotation, cellular component: cytoplasm. The record is from RefSeq and is a predicted model, not a curated record.